CUAAAAUCAGCAAGUAAAAUGUCUGUCGCAAUGGUCGAACCUGGCGUCUUUCCUUUUUUGUGAAAUUGAGAUGGCAUCUCAUCAACAAAACAGACGAAUGCCAGAAAGUGCAAAAGUGUUGAAAUUUUAGCUAUAAUUUCGUGUGAUAUGAUGAAAAACAACUUAACUAGAACCAGAGCGAACGAUCUUUGGCAAAAGCAUGGUGAAACAACAGUUUGAGAAGUUCUAUCGAAGCAUAUAACCUCGGAAACACUAUGUAGCGUGUGGCAGCAUCUAUCCAUGGUAGCAGACGCACUGGUUGUUUUUGAUGCCCUGAUUGAAAAGAAAUUGUUUUAUUGAGGACUAGCUGUAAGCUUUCUAUUGUGCGUGAGGAAGAAAACGGCAAUGAUAGGGACUGUGUAUAUUCGAGCAAAUAUUUGUCCAUCUAAAGCUGGCGGCGUGCAAAACCGUAUCUAGAAAGCUGGAACAUUCUACCCAUUCACCUCAGUUCACUCGUCCGGAGAAUAGAAGCAUUCAAUCUGCACACAAAGUUCCGUGAACGGCGGGACGACGGAUGACAACCGUGACCUAAAGGACAACGCGGAAACAACCGGGAACAAGGCGAAUCGGUGAAGCAAAUGCAGCAAGCGUACUUAAAUCACGAAAAGCGAAGAAGAAUGAUGACGACACACGAUUGAUGAUUCGCAGCAAUAUGUAAUUGUUGCUCGGUUGUAAGCAAUGCACACGCGAGAUAUCACAUACAACACAGUGUUUAAAUUAGCAUGUUGAUGCAGACGGUUUCUGUGGAGGAAGUGCCGUACAUAUCCGUGUUGUGUGAAGCGAAUGAAAUUCGCGAAACGAUUGUGUUGCAAAACAUAGGUCCGGAAAGUGUCGGAAACAGAGCGACCAAGGGGUGGCACAGUUUGGCGUGAAAUUUCGUGCGUGUGCGAGGGUGUAUGCGCAUAUAGAUGUAUGUGUGAGUGAGGAAUUUAAUAAUCCACUUGAGUCACUUUCGUCCCCCACCCGGUUAACUUUCACGCGUGUAUUUAUUGGUGUUAGUAAUAAUUUAAAAAAAUUCUGGCACGGUUGGGUUACAACUCGCGUGGUCAACAAUUGCCAGUGUGGUGAUUUGACCCAGCGCACCGCCAGUAAAUGUUUUUAUAUUUCACGUAACACAACGGGUGACGGGCUGUGCGAGGUCAUGCAGUCGCCAAUCGCACGAUUGUAAACGUGCCUGCCGUAUGUUUUGUGCGCCAUCCUUCUUGUAGAAGGGACUGACCGGAAAGCCAACACAUCGUACUCUUGAAAAAACGUCUCACAGAGUGAGCAUAGCGGGCGGAAAUCGAGCAUUGCUGUGUGUGCGUAAGUGCGUGUGUUCGAGGUAUAUUGUCGUUGCAAGAAGCAAAGGAAAUGGAGAAACAUAAUACGUUGGACGUCGCGUCGUCGGCCCGGGCCACCUCGGGCGGUGGUGCGAGUAGCAAACUGAAACGAGCAUUUUCAAUGCCGCGCAAUCCAUUUCAAGGUUCGCGAGGAAGUAACCAGACAGCUAAGGUGGUUGGCAAUGGCAACGGUACUACUGCUGUCGAGAAAGAUGACGAAUCGCGCUGUGAUUCGAGGUUAACCAACAGCAAUCAGAAGAAAUCGACCACAACUGCGACCGAAUUAGGUGCAGAGACUGGCACCAAUGGUAGCGGAAGUGAGAAAAAGAUCUUUCGCCGAUUAUCAGUGAAAAAGUUUAUCAAUCGCAUUGCUCAACAGAUGACUUAUGUCAAUCGCACGGUGGGCAAUCAUAAAUUCGACAAGGUACAAUCGUCCCAACCGUCCACCUUCAAUGGAUCGACACGGACCGGCAAUGGUGUGACGCCAGCUGGUGGUAAUGGAUCCGCAGCGAAUUUUGUGUGGCCAUCAGAUACCGUGCCAGGCGUGAUAGGUUUACGAAACCACGGCAAUACUUGCUUCAUGAAUGCCGUCUUGCAAUGUCUCAGUCAUACGGACAUAUUGGCUCAGUAUUUCGUUUUGGAUCUUUACAAAGCCGAUUUAAAACGACGCAACAAAAUUAAUGCCAAAAAGUUCGGAACUAAGGGCGAAUUAACGGAGCAACUGGCCCUGGUGCUAAAGUCGUUGUGGACGUGCAAAGACGCACCGGACUAUAGUUCGAAUUUCAAGGCUGUGGUUGAUCGUUACGGUAGUCAAUUCAGAAGUUCUACACAGCAUGACGCUCAGGAGUUCUUAUUCUGGCUGCUGGACAAGGUGCACGAAGAUUUGAAUACGGCGACAAAGCGAAAGUACAAAGCAAUUAAAAACAAUGGUCGUUCCGAUGAAGUGAUCGCGGCUGAAACGCUGGCAAACUAUGUGCGUUGUAACAACUCGUUUGUACAGGCCGUUUUCCAGGCCCAAUUUCGCUCUUCGCUAUCCUGUCCGACCUGCGGCAAGCAGAGUAACACGUUUGAUCCUUUCUACUGUCUAUCAGUGCCACUGCCACAGCUGUCUCAACAACCUGUGCUGGUUAAGGUGAUCUAUUCCUCGCAGCAACCAAAACAAGUUAAGUUGGGUUUAGGCAUACCGCACGGUUCGCCAGUGCUGGCAUUACGUGAACAGUUGCAUGCGGACACGGGUAUUGCCCUAGAUCGGAUGAUAUUGACCGAAAUCUGUGAGUCGGGUUUCAGUCGCGUGUUUUGCGAUUCCCAUUUGAUGUCGUCCGUACGUGAAAAUGAUCCUCUGUUCUGUAUCGAAUGUCCGACUGCCGGUACAGGACAGGAAACUACCAGCGGAACAAAUAUUGUGCUCUGUCUGUGCAACGGGAAGCGAGAAUUUGGUGGACACGUGAAGCGUUUCGGUACUCCGUUCUGUUUAGUGGUCAAUCGGGACGUUUCGUACAGUGAACUGCAGAAGCUGCUGUUGAAGGAGAUGUCGAGUAUUUUGCGUUCGGAGGUGUUCGCGUUUGCGACACCGGCACAGAAUUUGUUCCGCAUACGCUUGCAAGAUCCGUCCUGCGAUGCGGAUACCUACCUUGAAGCAACCGUGGAACAUCCACUGUUUACGGAAAUGAUUGAUCUUGCGCUUUCAGUGUUACCAACAGAUGCGGGACCAGCGCACGUAAAGUUGCUACUGGAGUGGACUGAACCGGAACGAUUCUUCAACGAUAUGGGCGACCCAUUCGUGGAGCAUGAAACUGUCAGUCAGAUGAGAGAGAAAAUUCCGGCUAGUUCGGCGCUAACACUCGAGCAAUGCUUCGAACAUUACACCAAGGCGGAAACACUCGGUCAAGACAAUGCCUGGAAAUGUCCACACUGUCAGGAAUACUUGCCGGUGGUAAAAACGCUCGGUUUGUGGUCAUUACCGGACAUAAUGGUGAUACAUCUAAAGCGUUUUCGGCAGCAGCAACUUCGCGCCAGCACGCAGGCAGCCAAGCUGACAAAUCUGGUGAAAUUUCCGCUGCACGGUUUCGAUAUGACACCUCAUUUGGCGCGUGAUCCCACCGUCAAUCAACCACAGUCGCACCCGUCCCAAACAUCCAACAGCGCCUCCACGCAAAGCCAACAGCAUCAUUCGCUGGACCGGCAACAGGGAACAGGGUACACCGAUUCGGAUAACUGGAGCCCUUGGCGCAAAAUCAUGCGCAGUACCCAUUCCACACAAACACAUUCCAUGCUAGUGGGAGGAGGUGGAGGAGGAACUGGCCGUCGACAGUUAGCAAUGGAUAACCGGUAUGAUCUGUACGCAGUGUGCUAUCACCAGGGGGACACAUUGGAAACGGGUCACUACACGGCCGCGUGUAAGAACCCGUACGAUGGCCAGUGGUACCGUUUCGAUGACCAACGUGUCUCCCAAGUGCCGAACGAUCGCAUCGACGAAGAAAUUAUCAACAACGAGGCCUACCUAUUGUUCUACCAAAGGCGAAAACUACCUUCGGAGGGGUCGGGCGAGUGUUCUGGCAGUUCUAGCUCCAGCUCCGGUGAUCAUUGGGUCUCGAAAAUUAUUGUCCCACCACCAACCAACGCAUCCACUGCAACGUUAGAGCGAAACAAAGCGCAACCAGCAACUAUUGCGAACGUCAAAUCGUCGAUAACGGUACCGAAGAUAGAAACAACCACUACAACACCGACUUCAUCUUCAGCACCUUCCGAAAACGCAUCAGAAACCGCAGCCAGUAUUUCACCCGAUACCGAUUACGUAAAAUUGCCCGAUGAAUCAACAAAUGAGAAAAAAGAUACUGCUGAUGUUAUGUCAAUAUCUUCAACGACCGAGAAAAGCCGCAAAGAAAAGACCGAAACGGGCGAAGAAUGCGUUCGUACGGAUGAAGUUAAAGAUUCUGCGGGAAAAAUGAACGAAAACCCUCAACAAGAACCCAUAGCCAAUGGUAUUUUGGUCAAAAGUGAUCAACAAUCCUCAUCACUUUCACCGUCACCGUCAGUUGUUGUGCCAAAGGAAGAAGAAGAAAUCGUCGCCCUCGAAGCCAAAGAAUCAAAGAAAUGUAUGGACGAAGCGACCAAACAUACUUCGAAAAUACCAAAUGUUAGCAAACCAUCCAACACUAGCAAGGAAGCGGCAGAACAGUCUUCUGAAAAAGACAUUUUGAAAUCUUCCGUACAGCCGACAAAAGCAGCUGAAGAUGGUGGUGGUGGCGGUCCAACGAAGGUACAAUUCCCAACUCGCACAGAUAAACACGAACGGGUUGAUCAAAAACUAGGUCUAGCAUCAGCAGCAGCUACCAAUGGGGGUGGUCGAUUUUCACUGCCGUCCUCCCAACAGUUUCAGGACAUAUUAUGGCGUGAGAACAUGUCCGAGUUAAUGCAACAUCGGCCGUCGUCCUUUACCACGUACAAGAGCGUGCUCGAUACGGGGGAUGCUGUUUCAUUAAUCCGUGGUGCAAAUACGUGUAGUAAAGACACGUUGCUAUUUAUCGAUCAGCAGAAUCAUGGGCUUGAUCGUGCAGUGCUGGACGGUGACGAUGAUCCGGACGAUCUGCUUCCUCCGGGCAGCGGAAGUCGCGCAUUGUGGAUUUCACCGGUUACACCACAUAAAUUGAUAACUGUGUCACCGAAGAAUUAGUUCAGUGUUUAAAAGACCCAAAAACUGUCGGGAUUGAAAAAGGAAGCGUUUCCGGGCUCGUGUGUGUUUUGUUAAACUAUUAUUAUUAUUAAUAUUUUAUUAUUGCUUGUGUGUUUUGUAUGUUUUAUUUUGCCCCAUUUUUAUGUUAUGUCAUGUUAUGUUAGUGUGUACCGAUUCUUUUUGAGAUAGCACUAUAGCCCCAUUUUGUUCGCGUAUCAUUUAGCAUGCAUAAUUUGCAUAGAUACGCGAUGCGGUGUAAAGUGUGCGCGCAAUAUGAUUGCCGCAACCGCACAUUCCUUUAUUACUAUGGAGCCGCGAAUCAUCUACUCGGGACUGCUUUUAUAACUACAAUAUGUAUUAGCAUCAAUAGCGUGGAUAAAAUCCUAACCGGGUUCAGGUAUGGUAACACGCUCACUCGCGGCAGCGGUUGCAGCAGUGAAAUGGUCAAUUAAAGGGAGAGUUUUAUUAUAAUAUUUUUUAUAUUUGCGUUUAUUUUGUGCGAUAUGUUCAAUCAACAUUGAGUUAGUCGAGUAUUACAAUAUGGCUCCACAGACUCAUUAAGGAUGGAUGGGAAGAAAGUGAUAUUUAUUAAAAAAAAUCGAACGAAAGGAAGGGCCUAAUUGAUGCGACUGUAGGUUAGAUUCGUACUAAUUUUCAGAAGAAAAAAGAAUCAAACAAAAGAACAAUUGUAUUCCUUUAUAGGCAACAUCACCUACCAGCGCUUCGAAAGCGUGUUUUGUGUGAGAUAGAUGAUAGUACGAAGGCAAACAUACAAAUUUCAUGCAAAAGGAACCAGAGAACAACAACAACAACGAUCUACCAACAUUUCUACCCCACACUCCCUCCACAAACAGUACUCCCAAACGUCGAAACUCCCAUCAAUAGAUCGCGCCCAAUUCGUGUUGUUUCUCAUGAUAAUACCCUCCAACACAUAUUCCGAUUAAUAAUGUUAGCAUCCCUCUGGUCUGAGUCAGUUAUCUCAUUACCCGGGGUUUUGCAAAAUUGAUGCAAAGAAAGCAAUUGCUAUAAUACUACCACUACACUACUACUACUACUACUAUUACUACUAUUACUACCGCUAUUACUGUUGAGAAGCGAUGAACGUGGGCGAAGAUCACCAACCAACCAGAGGUAGCAUCUAUUAGUGAAAGUGACGCAAGUACAAUUUAAUGUUAGUUAUAUAUUAUAUGAGAAACUCCUCUCCCGUGCAAAUAUUGAAUGGUGCAAUUGUGAAAGUAAUGCCGUGCAACGCAUUAUAAUACCCGGAAGAAAAUGAAUAAGCGAGAUGGCGCGGGGGAAGAUUCCUCUCAAUCCUUUUAAAUUAUUGAUGAUUGAUCAUAACAGAGAAACGAACGAACGAAUAUGAAAAAGA
Messenger RNA from Anopheles funestus (African malaria mosquito), 6403 nucleotides. RefSeq names its product ubiquitin carboxyl-terminal hydrolase 31 (gene Usp15-31). Lineage: Eukaryota; Metazoa; Arthropoda; Insecta; Diptera; Culicidae. Gene Ontology annotation, molecular function: cysteine-type deubiquitinase activity. The coding region runs from base 1390 to 5031 and encodes 1213 amino acids. Gene Ontology annotation, biological process: protein deubiquitination. The record is from RefSeq and is a predicted model, not a curated record. The transcript has 6 exons.